This is a messenger RNA of Cucurbita pepo subsp. pepo (vegetable marrow), 1044 nucleotides long. Its product is annotated as protein BEARSKIN2-like. Gene Ontology annotation, biological process: regulation of DNA-templated transcription. Lineage: Eukaryota; Viridiplantae; Streptophyta; Magnoliopsida; Cucurbitales; Cucurbitaceae. The record is from RefSeq and is a predicted model, not a curated record. Gene Ontology annotation, molecular function: DNA binding.
AUGGCCUCCUCGGGCGGUACCGGCGUUCCUCCAGGCUUUCGGUUCCAUCCUACCGAUGAAGAGCUACUUCACUACUACUUGAAGAAGAAGGUCUCGUUUCAAAAGUUUGACAUGGACGUCGUCCGUGAGGUCGACUUGAACAAGAUCGAACCAUGGGACUUGCAAGAGAAAUGCAGAAUAGGGUCGACGCCACAAAACGAAUGGUAUUUUUUCAGCCAUAAGGAUAGGAAGUACCCAACAGGAUCGAGAACGAAUAGAGCGACGAAUGCUGGGUUUUGGAAGGCGACUGGACGAGACAAGUGCAUUAGGAAUUCUUAUAAGAAGAUUGGAAUGCGCAAAACCCUAGUGUUCUAUCGUGGGCGAGCUCCUCAUGGCCAAAAAACUGAUUGGAUCAUGCAUGAAUAUCGUCUCGAAGAUGCUGAUGACCCUCACUCCAAUAACUCUGAGGACGGGUGGGUGGUUUGUAGGGUUUUCAAGAAGAAGAAUCUUUUCAAAGUAACAAGAGAAGGGGAAGGAGGGUCAAGUGCCAACUCCGCCGACCACCACCUAAACAACGCACACUCAUCAGCCUCCAUCGCUACAUCACGCACCUUCAUGCACAACCAACUACGCCAACCACAACAAAACUACGCCACACACCCCACAUUCGAGCUCAACAAAUCCGACCUAGCCCUACACUACAUGCCAACCACAGCCCCAUCAUCCCAUUUCUCCCAUCCCCUCUUUCACCCCAACAUUUCCACCCUCAACCACAAGCCCCUCGGCAGCGCAGCCGCUGCUUACGACUACCCGUCGCUGUCCUCGCUGCCACCCGACACGCCGCUGAUGGUCAAGCAAUUGAUGUCAAACCCAGAGACCGACCAACCGGGUGAUGGGAUGACCGAGCCAUGGGCCAUGUUGGAUCGGCUCGUUACAUCCCAUUUAGGGAAUGAGGAUUCGUCUAAGGAUGUGAGGUUCGAGGAUGAAAAUGGGUCGUCGUCGGUGAGCCAAAUCAAUCAGCUUUCGCUUCGAGGGGAGAUGGACUUUUGGGGGUACGCUAAGUAA